Molecule: messenger RNA, 1548 nt
Organism: Gracilinanus agilis (Agile Gracile Mouse Opossum)
Lineage: Eukaryota; Metazoa; Chordata; Mammalia; Didelphimorphia; Didelphidae
Gene: CHRNB4
Product: cholinergic receptor nicotinic beta 4 subunit
Exons: 7
Coding region: 1-1548 (515 amino acids)
Biological process (GO): monoatomic ion transmembrane transport; nervous system process; chemical synaptic transmission
Cellular component (GO): postsynaptic membrane; neuron projection; synapse
Molecular function (GO): transmembrane signaling receptor activity; acetylcholine-gated monoatomic cation-selective channel activity
Source: RefSeq, a predicted model, not a curated record
AUGUCUAUAUGCACAAAACUGGGUCUUACUUAUUUCCUCUUCUCAGUUCUUUCUCUGGAGGUGGAUGUACACAAGCCAUUCUUCAGACACUGUUUCUAUAGCAAGAGAAAUUCAGGCAGUGCUAAAGCCAGGCUCUGGAAUGAGACAGGGAACUGCAGAAUGGCCAAUGCAGAAGAGAAGCUAAUGAACUUUCUUCUAAACAAGACUAGGUAUAAUAACUUAAUUCGUCCAGCUGCCAACUCUUCCCAGUUAGUAUCCAUCUCGCUGCAAGUGAGCCUGGCCCAGCUCAUAAGUGUGAAUGAACGGGAGCAGAUCAUGACCACCAAUAUCUGGCUGAAGCAGGAGUGGACAGACUACCGCCUGGCUUGGAACUCAUCACAGUACGAAGGAGUGAACAUUCUUAGGAUCCCUUCAAAGCGCAUCUGGCUACCAGACAUUGUGCUUUACAACAAUGCUGAUGGCACCUACGAAGUAUCUGUGUAUACCAAUGCUGUGGUGUCCUCCAAUGGCAGUAUUUUCUGGUUGCCCCCAGCCAUCUACAAGAGUGCCUGCAAGAUUGAAGUGAAACAUUUCCCCUUUGACCAGCAGAACUGUACACUCAAAUUCCGAUCCUGGACUUAUGACCACACUGAAAUUGACAUGGUCCUCAAGACGCCCACUGCCAGCAUGGACGACUUCACCCCCAGUGGAGAAUGGGACAUUAUUGAACUCCCAGGGCGGAGGACAGUCAACCCCUUGGACCCUAGCUACGUGGAUGUGACUUAUGAUUUUAUCAUCAAAAGGAAGCCUCUUUUUUAUACCAUUAAUCUCAUCAUUCCCUGUGUGCUUAUCACGUCCCUAGCUAUUUUGGUGUUCUACCUUCCUUCGGACUGUGGGGAGAAGAUGACCCUGUGUAUCUCGGUCCUGCUAGCCCUAACUGUCUUCCUCUUAUUGAUUUCCAAAAUCGUCCCCCCGACCUCCUUGGAUGUCCCCCUCAUUGGCAAAUACCUCAUGUUCACUAUGGUAUUGGUGACAUUCUCCAUUGUAACCAGUGUAUGUGUCCUCAAUGUGCACCACCGUUCACCCAGCACCCACACCAUGGCUCCCUGGGUUAAGAUACUUUUUCUCGAGAGGCUGCCCACUUUCUUGUUCAUGAAACGUCCAGUAAGUAACCCCACCAGGCCCCAGAUUGACCAGCGCCGGAGGAGCAAGUCCGAAUCCUUCCACAAUGCCAGCACAGGCAACCUCUACAAGAAUUCCAUGUACUUUGUGAAUCCCACCUCAGCCCCAAGGGCAGCAGGUGGUACUGACAGCUCGGGGGUUCAGAAAGAUUUUCGCUUAAGGUCCUUCAAGAGAUAUCAGCCAGAAGUGCAAGAAGCCAUCGAUGGUGUGAGCUUCAUAGCGGAUCACAUGAAAAGCGAUGACAGUGACCAGUGUGUCAUUGAAGACUGGAAAUAUGUGGCCAUGGUAGUGGACAGACUCUUUCUCUGGAUAUUUAUCUGCGUCUGUGUCCUGGGGACUGCUGGCUUAUUCCUGCCUCCUCUCUUUCAAAACUACUCUCCACCCUAG